UGAGCCGGUUGUAACUCGAAAGAUUCAGUAAUCUGGAGCUGCUCGUGCUGCUGGACUCGUCUCAAACCGACAACAAACUGCAGUCAGCCGCUCGGUUCUGCUUCUCCUCACCGACAGCACCAUGAGCUUCUUCGGGUUUGGUCAGAGUGCGGACAUCGAUAUAGUGCUGAAUGACGCCGAAACGAGAAAGAAAGCUGAGCAUAAGAGCGAAGACGGAAGGAAGGACAAAUAUUUUCUCUUCUACGACGGAGAAACGGUGUCGGGAAAAGUCAACGUUACGCUCAAAUACCCGGGAAAGAGGCUGGAGCACAACGGCAUCAAGAUUGAGUUUGUCGGCCAGAUAGAGCUGUACUACGACAGAGGAAACCACCAUGAGUUUGUGUCUCUGGUGAAAGACUUGGCGCGACCAGGAGAGCUCACACAGUCACAGACGUUUGACUUUGAGUUCACACAUGUGGAGAAACCCUACGAGUCUUACACUGGUCAGAACGUCAAAUUACGCUAUUUUCUGAGGGCAACAGUGAGUCGGAGACUGAACGACAUCAGCAAAGAGCUGGACAUUGUGGUUCACACACUCAGCACCUACCCUGAGCUCAAUUCCUCCAUCAAGAUGGAAGUGGGGAUCGAAGACUGUCUACACAUAGAGUUUGAGUACAAUAAGUCCAAGUAUCAUCUAAAAGAUGUGAUUGUAGGGAAGAUUUACUUCCUGCUAGUAAGGAUUAAGAUCAGACACAUGGAGAUUGACAUCAUCAAGCGGGAGACAACUGGAACAGGACCCAACGUCUACCAUGAGAACGACACUAUAGCAAAGUAUGAAAUCAUGGAUGGUGCACCAGUCAGAGGAGAGUCCAUCCCCAUCAGGCUGUUUCUGGCAGGCUAUGAGAUGACGCCCACUAUGAGGGACAUUAACAAGAAGUUCUCUGUCCGCUACUACCUCAACCUGGUUCUCAUCGAUGAAGAGGAAAGACGGUAUUUCAAGCAGCAGGAGAUCACUCUGUGGAGGAAAGGGGACAUAGUGAGGAAGAGUAUGUCUCAUCAAGCCGCCAUUGCCUCCCAGCGCUUCGAAGGCUCCUCCCAUCCCGAGAAGUCCCAGAGCCAGAGCACCGAAGAAGAUGACAGCUAAAGACGGGCACACACUUCACCCCUCUGUAGUGAGUGUAUGUGCAGAGACAGUGCAAAAACGUCAGCCUAAAUUCUGAAUGUGAAUAUAAUUUGUUUGCAUUAAGAUAGAAUGCACUGCAGUGUUUUUCAGAAUGGGUGUGUGCUUGUGUGAGUGAGUGAGAGGCCUUGAAGUCCGAGGAGUGUAUGUGUGUGUUAAGGGAACUAACAGUCAGACCAGGCUCAGACUGUAGUUGCAAGUAAAGCUCAGUGUUUUUGUUUGAACCACCUUGAAGUACCAGCUGGGUGGAGUUUCCCACACUAAGUAUGAUUAGACCGUGUCAGUUAACUUUUCUGUCACAAAGAGAAACUUCACAAAAUUGACUUGUAAGUGCUAAACAUGAUUUUUGUGGCAUUUAUUAUACAGCUCAGUGUGGCAAGCUUCACCCAUUAGAUCCACUUGAAUAUCAUUUGCAUAUACUGUUUGUGUGUGUAUGAAUGUAACAUAUUUGGCACAGAGCCACCUCGGGUGUAUUUCUAACAUGACCAUUACUUAAACUACUUACUUGGCUGGAAGAUUGUGCUGUGCAGAAACUGCAGUCACACAGUAGGUUCAUAAAGAGCGGGUAAACAAUAGAUCUUAUAGUACAUUUGUCUGAGUGUCUUCAAAGGAAUGUGACAUUGUCACAUUAACUCAUUUGAGGAUAUUUUGCUGCCAUGCCCUCUGCUGAAAAACUGCAUUUUAUUUACAUUUUCCCUCUUAAAUCCAGUAUGACUCUUGGAUAGCAAACAGCAUUACAAAGUUUUUUAAAAUUCUAUAAUUAAAAGGAAAAAAAUGCAUAUUUGUAUAAAACAAUGCUUCAGAUAUUUUCAUACAUUCCAAGGCUCUCAUCAUAAAUAAGGCAUGACUAUAGAGUAUUUAUUUUUUAACAAAAAUCCAUUUUUUAACUAGCAUUUUACAUGUUUGAUGCAUCAGUUGUGGCUCGGUGUCAGGUGUUGCCACGGCUGCUAAAACAAGUGUGGCACUUGUGAGCGCUGUAGGAUUUCUCUUCCAACGUUGUUACAGCUGCCAGUCACUGGUAGGUUGAAGCCCUGCUCUGCUAUUUGCACUAUGAUCUCUUUCUGCUUUUUACCUGUUCAGUGACGUUUAAGAGACACAUUACAGUCAUGGCAGGAUUUAUGAGUAGAGUAAGUCAGACUCCAUUAUGCCAGACAUCGCUUCAGAUCUGACAAAGACAGCAUUACAUCUGUGUUUAGUGACAAAGCCACAUAGAUGCUUGUGAGUCCGGCCUGUUAAACGUCUGUAGACUGCUGAGACUGGCUGCCCUGUUUGGUUAGUUAGGUUUGUGCCUAAAAGGGUUUAGUGCCAAAAUGUUUCAGUGCAAUGCUAGAGAGCAGAUGCCCUUUCUUCACAUUUACACUGUGCACAUGAAUUUAUCCAUUAGUCUUUUCAGACAGAAAAAAAUGGGGUUAAGGUAAAGACAGUUUUAGAUCAUUUCUCAUUAUUGUGAACGUACAAGAAAGACAGCUGUUGUCCUGAGCACUUAAUUCAAAAUAAAUAACUAAAGAGUCCCAGACUUUUGUUUCUAGAAAAGCAGAGUCUCUUUUUUUCUUUUGUUUUCCUUCAGGUCAGACGGAGUAGAUAAUGGAGUUUCUGUGCCAUUGCUUCUUUUAAUUUAGUUUCCUUUUCCAUACUUACAAAGAGCACACUAGUGAGUACAUAGUGUGAAGCACUGAAACUGAACCCCCAACUUUUCGCUUGACAAGCUUGUGCUGUGCAGCUUUGCAAAGUGAAUCGCUGUGUAUCAUUUUUGUUAUAAUGUUUAUAUUUUCUACUUUCCCUGGCAGUGAGAUUAAUUUUUAGUGUGCUGCUGUCAUCACACUGCUGUUUAAAUAAUUGCUGAAAUAUAGCAGCCACCAGAUUUAGGUGUGUUGAUUUGAGCCAACAGGACAUUUUACUUAGAUUUAUGUAGCUUGACGGAUCAGGUGACAGAGUGUUCCUUCUUCUGAGAUUCUUCUUUGUCAUUGUUAUUGAUGGUUGUAGAUAUUACUGCUUGGUGAGCCGCUUCAGUCUCCACUGAAACUUUACAUGAAUGGACUGUGUGAAAGCUAUGGGGGUGUGGACUGGCACUGAAUGUUAAAUACCUCCCCUUGAUAUGUAAAGAUGAUCCUAGCAACAUGGGACUAUACCCACUGGUUUGCACUAGGCUCAGCUUAAACAGCUUGCUGGCUUUAAUUUCACUGCAGUUCUGUUAAAGUACAGAAUCAAGCUAAGGCAACAGUUGACUCAAAAAAAUACUCUGAUCUUUACUAUAUAUUCAGACAGAGAUUGUGUAUUGAUUGAAGGCAAAACAUGAAAACACAUCUAUGGUACUAUACUAUCUAUGGUAUCUAUGGUUCACACAUAAGCUAUGUUUUCUUGUGACUGUUUAUUUUACAGUAGUGCUUGCAAGAAAAGGGUUAAAAAAAAAAUACAGGAAAUCUGGGUGAUAAAUGCUCUUCGUGACUCUCAAAAACACCAACUAAACAACCUUCCUGUACACAAAAAUGCGUAAGCCUUCCUCUUCUCUGACCUCACUUUUCACCCUCAUAGUUCUCACACAGUCCAUGAAGUAUUCUGCAUUCUUUCUCUGCCUAAUUCAGUACACUUUAAGAAUCCCAAAGCAACUCUGCAUUUUCCAUGUUUUCUUGUUUUUUGUGUGUGUGGCUGUGAUUCUGCUUCUUGCCAGUACUGGUACAGACAUACAAUAGCUAAACCAACCCAGUUUGUAAUAAAGAGUAAACUGAGAGUAAGAUAGGAAAGGAAAAAAUAGGGUUAUGAAAUGUACAGUAUAAAUGCACAAUGUAAAUGCAAACCCUCCUCCUUUUUAUUCAUAUUCAUGUCAUAUUUUCUUUUUCUGUCUAUAAGUCUUGAUUUGAUCCUUUUAUAUUCUUGUCUUUCUUUGAAUUAAAAGGGAGUAACUGAAAA
Molecule: messenger RNA, 4066 nt
Organism: Amphiprion ocellaris (clown anemonefish)
Lineage: Eukaryota; Metazoa; Chordata; Actinopteri; Pomacentridae
Gene: vps26bl
Product: vacuolar protein sorting 26 homolog B, like
Exons: 6
Coding region: 122-1123 (333 amino acids)
Biological process (GO): retrograde transport, endosome to Golgi; intracellular protein transport
Cellular component (GO): retromer complex; endosome
Source: RefSeq, a predicted model, not a curated record